AUGAAAAAGCUACUUAAACGAUUAAGCAGUUCAUCCAGAGAGAAUUUACACAAAGACGCAGAAUUCAAAUGCUCCGAAGGUUUUGAAUCUUAUGGAGACAUAGGUUAUGAGGUCAAAGAGAAGGAGCUUUCAAAAUUAUGCAAGGCAAUUUGGAACGGUGACCUACUAGCAGUAGAGCGAUAUGUGAUGAAAGACCAAAUGUUACCUGAUAAAGAAUCAAGAACUCCCCUUCAUUUGGCUUGUGUCAAAGGUGACGAUAAAAUAGUUCAAUGUUUGCUUGAAUAUAACGCGAAAGUCAAUAUUGUUGAUCAAAAUAAUCAGACUCCCUUGAUGAAAGCAAUUGAGGGCGGUCAUUUGGAGUGCGUUAAAUUAUUGCUGAAUUACCGAGCUGAUCUUACCGUUCGUGACAAAUAUGGAAAUGCGCCCAUUCAUCAAGCAGUUAAAUUUGGCCGUAAGGAUAUUAUCGAGUUAUUUCUUCGCAACGGUGUCAGCAUCAACACCCACAACCAGCUCCUCCACAGUCUUCGUGACUCCGUAGGUCGCGUUCCAAGCACCAAAGAUUCCAGGCUGGAAGCAAGGCCAGACUUCAAACGACCCUCCAAUCGCAAAAGACUCUUUGGAAAUGAAAAUACAGUUAGUGACAGCGGAAGUGGUGAUGAAGACACCGGUGAUGAUAUUUUAGAAGGCUUUUUCGAAAGUAGUGACGAAGAGUCCAAGGAUCGCGGAGGAACUCUUUCAUCUGUUGCGAGAGGGACGCAUUCCAGUGAUGAGGCGGUGCUGAAGCGAGCAAAUUGUCUUAUCCUUUAUCCCUUAACAACAACUAUUAAAACUACGAAGUGUUGUGACACAAGUGCAGUUUCUUUGGUGCUGCUUCAGACGGCAUCACUGCAAGACGGCAGCUGGAACAGCAAUUCAUCAGAAGCGAAGAGUGAAGGGGGCAGAAAGAAGGUGAACCUAGCUGCAGCACUCUCUGCCAAACUUGCAAAACAGGCUAGAGAUUGUUUGAUUUCAAAUACUGAAACCCUCCUUCAGCAGAAAACAGAGACUGAGGUGGUUGUUUCACCCUCACCGAAUCGACCCGUCGAAGAUACGGAGAGUUGGGUUGAUGACGUUUCAACGCAUCGGAAAGUUGGGUCACCAACAGAUAAGCCUAGACUUCCACAUGUGAACUCCGCUUCAGAAGUAGUUAAAAAAAUUGAAAACGACGAAAGGAGAGAAAGUGAUAGUCCCUGGGACUCCACAGAAAAUGAAGAGGAUGACAAAAGUCAAGAGGCCUUUUGCAUCUACCCACCAGUACCUCAAGUUGGUAAUGUUAAGCCCCAAAAGAGUAGUCCAUGGGACAGUGAGGCAGAGGACAAUGAGGUCAGAGAAGCGAAUGAGGUCUCUGUCUCAACAUUGACACAGGUCAGUGAGAGCUCAGACAAGGAUCUUUCAAUCAUGGAGGAGUUUUCCAAAGUCCCAGUACCUUUGGGCAUAGACCAUCCGCUGGCUGAAGCGGUAAAUCGUGCUGUCACUUCAAAUACUUAUUUAGUGAAUCGUUUAAUCGCCUGA
This is a messenger RNA of Echinococcus granulosus, 1551 nucleotides long. RefSeq names its product Ankyrin repeat domain-containing protein 7. The record is from RefSeq and is a predicted model, not a curated record. Lineage: Eukaryota; Metazoa; Platyhelminthes; Cestoda; Cyclophyllidea; Taeniidae. Gene Ontology annotation, molecular function: protein binding. The coding region runs from base 1 to 1551 and encodes 516 amino acids. The transcript has 8 exons.